This is a messenger RNA of Hyaloscypha bicolor E, 657 nucleotides long. RefSeq lists its product as uncharacterized. The record is from RefSeq and is a predicted model, not a curated record. The coding region runs from base 1 to 657 and encodes 218 amino acids. Lineage: Eukaryota; Fungi; Ascomycota; Leotiomycetes; Helotiales; Hyaloscyphaceae. The transcript is spliced from 2 exons.
AUGGCAUUCGAAAAGAACAAGUACCUCGAGGGGUUGCGAGAUUCGAUGUUGACCGGUAUCCACAAGCUCUCGUACAAGGACGGUGCUUUCAAAGAGAAGAUUUCCCAGAACACUCCCUUCGUCGAAGCACUUGAUAUCUUGAUCGGCUCAACUUUACCAACCGACGACGAGAAGUGCAAAUUGUCCACCCUCCGAAAAUACUACGUUGAAUCGGAGGAACCAGGACUGAAGGAAUCAAGCGGCGAGAACUUUCUGUAUUUUCUACAAAGCGGCAUGAAGUUCGAGGAGGUCUUUGCCAAAGAUGCAAAUGCUCGUGGCCAAUACGUCCCUCCGCUCCUCGUCGAGACAGUCAAGACAGACGGUACAGUCUGGUACACCGAAAACCUCGAUGACGGCGAUGAUAUGGGCACUUGGAAGGCGGAAUAUUACCUCAGGCCCCAGGCAAGACUGACACAGAGAUUCACCCACGCGGCGAAAAACGGCGACACGAAGUACAUUGUUGGCCAAUUCUCGCUCUCUCCCGACAGCUCUGAGCUUCCAAAGUACACGGCAAUGAUGACCAACAACGCUUCCACAGUCAAGACCAAGAAGCCGACGCAGAACAAUAAGGGCGCUGGAGAUGGCUCGAGCAAAGCUAUGGGAGGUGGCUUGAUGUGA